GGUUUAAGUGUAUGUAGUCAUUUCUCUUCACACGCUCCGCUGUGCGCACACGGUGAAGACAAAAGCAGAGAGCGGUCCACCUCUCCAUGUGACGUCCAGCAGUCGGUGCUCUCCUCUCCAUCCUCUCCAGCUUCAACAUUUGUGAAGUGGCUGCCUCACCCGGUCGGACCGGAGGCCGUCUGGUCUCUGAUCUGUUCUCAGGAGUCACCGGAGACUCGCUGCGCACCGCCGGCGCCAGGCUGUGCGCCUCUCGGAUCACACCCGAGCCACCACGAGCUCUGGCGAUGGACAUGAUGGAAGGAGACGUUAUGGACAAGCUGGAAGACACGUCAUCGGUGUACGACUUCGACCCGAUCACCGGCAACAUUCCGGCCACCAAAGUAGAGAUCACCGUCUCCUGUAGAAAUCUGCUGGAUAAAGACACAUUCUCAAAGUCAGAUCCAAUGUGCGUGCUCUAUACACAAGGUGUCGAAACCAAACAGUGGAGAGAGUUUGGCAGAACAGAGGUGAUAGACAACACUCUAAACCCCGACUUUGUUAGAAAGUACAUCUUGGACUACUUUUUUGAGGAGAAGCAGAACCUUCGCUUUGACUUGUAUGAUGUUGACUCCAAAAGCCCCGACCUGUCCAAACAUCCCGCAGAACUCAACGACUUUUUGGGUCAGAUGUUCUGUACUCUUGGCGAGAUUGUUGGAUCGCCAGCCAGUCGACUGGAGAAACCACUGGGAGGGAUUCCAGGAAAGAAAUGUGGCACUAUUAUCCUGACUGCAGAGGAGCUGAGCAACUGUCGAGAUAGUGCCACCAUGCAGUUUUGUGCCAACAAGCUGGACAAAAAGGACUUCUUUGGCAAGUCGGACCCUUUCAUGGUUUUCUACAGAAGCAACGAGGAUGGAACGUUUACUAUCUGCCACAAAACAGAGGUGGUGAAGAACACAUUAAAUCCAGUGUGGCAGCCUUUUACCAUCCCAGUACGAGCACUCUGCAAUGGAGAUUAUGACAGAACAAUCAAAGUGGAGGUGUAUGACUGGGAUAGGGAUGGCAGCCACGAUUUCAUUGGGGACUUUACCACCAGCUACCGAGAGCUAGCUCGAGGGCAGAGCCAGUUCAAUGUGUAUGAGGUGAUUAAUACCAAAAAGAAAAUGAAGAAAAAGAAAUAUGUCAACUCUGGAACAGUGACCCUGCUUUCCUUCUCAGUGGAGUCGGAGUUCACCUUCUUAGAUUACAUUAAAGGAGGGACGCAGAUCAAUUUCACUGUGGCCAUUGAUUUCACAGCAUCUAACGGUAACCCGUCCCAGUCCACUUCACUGCACUACAUGAAUCCCUACCAGCUAAAUGCUUACGCCAUGGCCUUGAAGGCUGUUGGGGAGAUCAUUCAAGACUACGACAGUGACAAGAUGUUCCCGGCUUUAGGCUUUGGUGCCAAACUGCCGCCCGAUUGGCGGGUGUCACAUGAGUUCCCACUGAAUGGAAACAUUGAAAAUCCAUACUGCAAUGGUAUUGAAGGCAUCUUAGAGGCAUACCAUCAGAGUCUAAAGACAGUGCAGCUGUAUGGGCCGACAAACUUUGCUCCUGUGGUGAACCAUGUUGCCAGAUACGCAGCGGCGGUGCAGGAUGGCUCUCAGUACUUUGUGCUCCUCAUCAUCACAGACGGCGUCAUUUCAGACAUGGCCCAGACCAAAGAGGCCAUUGUAAAUGGUGCCAAGCUUCCUAUGUCAAUCAUCAUAGUCGGAGUGGGUCAGGCUGAGUUUGAUGCUAUGGUGGAGCUGGAUGGUGAUGACAUCAGGAUCUCAUCCCGGGGGAAACUGGCAGAGCGAGACAUAGUUCAGUUUGUUCCUUUCAGAGAUUAUAUGGACCGGACAGGUAACCACGUGCUAAGCAUGGCACGACUUGCUAAAGAUGUGCUAGCAGAGAUCCCUGACCAGUUCAUCUCUUACAUGAAGAGCCGGGGAAUCAAACCCAACCCGGCGCCACCUCCUUACACACCGCCGGGACACACACAUCACCACACUCAGAUCUGAUGCCCUCCUCUUUGGCUUUUCACUGAGGACUGACAAUAAGCAGCAGCUUCUCAGAGUCCAGUGGAAAUUCUCUGCCUCCUGUUUUUUUUUUUUUGGUGCAAAUAGGAGAAGGGGCACCAUGAAACGGGUGUUGAAUUUUGUGCUGUACACUCCAAAGACUAUUGGAGUAGUACUUUCUGUUUUCCUGUGAUAUAUUCCUCUGUUUUGUUUCUCUUGAAGAGAAACUACAAACCUUUCAGGACUCGUGGGUAAAAGCCUUUUAGGCAGUGACUGUUUCAUGUCCAAUAUGACAGCAGGUUGGUUAAAAACGAUCAUGUUGUGGUUAAAACUUGUGCCUGUUUGUGGUUGUUUCUCUAAGUGUAUCAGGACAUGUGAACUUUAACCUGAACCUUGCUCGUCAGUCACUGGUGUGGCCUAAUACAGUGAAAUUUUUUAGGCACCUUUUUCCCUUCUGGAAUAAGUUUUUAUAUUUGGGAGUAUUUCUGUAUCUGCUGAUGCAACCGUUAUGAAGAAAGAAAAGCCGUAAGAGUGUCGUUUACAAUUUAUUACCCUGAAGAUUAAUCAGGCUUGUCAUACCAUGACACUUCACCACCUGUCCUUCAGAGAUUUAGCGAGUAAAUGUUUAUAAGAGCAUGUCAUAUAAGAGUUUAAGGUGCAUAAUCCAGUAUUUAUUCUCAAAUGUUAUUCAGAGUGGCAUGGACCUUUGAUAGAUUGUUUUAACACCAUAAAAAUCUACCCAUUUUGAAGUGGUCAACAGUUAUUUUAAGUGAGUUGGAUUGAAAAGCACAACCUGACUACACACAAGUGUAAGAAUUAUGAAGAUAAAAGGUUAACCCCACUUAAUCAUUCUGCUGCUAUUCAUUGUGUUUGAAGAAACUACAACUGAGAUACUUUUGCACCACAAUCAAAGGUGCAUGUAACUUUCUACACACAAGUUUUAAUACAGAGGCUUUUUCACCACAGGAUGUGUUGCACAUGAAGAGCAUUAACUACAGCCCCAUUCCCAAAAAAGUUGGGAAGCUGCGUAAACUGCUAAUAAAAACAGAUUGCAGUGAUUUCUAAAUCAUUUACAGUAAUCCCUAGAUUUACUUGAAAGUGCUAUAAAAAGAUAACAUGUCUGUUGAAAGAGACAAAUCAUUUUUUGGGGGGAAAAAUAUUUCUUCUUUUUGAAUUUCAUGCCAGCAACAGUCUUCAAAAACUUUGUGUCAGGGCCAAGAAAAAAAUGGGUAAGUUGUGUUGAGGCUGAGUCUUUCAGUGCGACUGUGUUCUUCAUUCUGUGUCGGCAAAGAGUUUCACAAUUGAAGAAGGUCUCUCCCGGUAAAUAAAAAAAUAUAGGGAUUUCAUUAUCUUCCAUAUAUAAUAUUGCAAUGUCUGGAGAAAUCUCUGUAACACAAGAACAAGGCUGACACCCAAUGUUGUUUGACAACCAUGAAGUUCAACUGCCUCAAGUGCCCUUUAUUUAAAAACAGACACAAUUCUGCAGAAAGAAUUACAGACUGUGAUCAGCAAAACUGUAAAACCAAGGAAAGUUGAUGUAAUGCUUUGGAUUAGAUGUAUGGUAAUCCCUUUGUUUUAAUAUUUCCCGAGCAAUCUUUAAACAUUGCAUCUUUCUCCUGCCUUAACCAGGCAGCUCCACAAGGCCAACAAGCAGAUGCUGCAUGAGCUCAUAGCUAAUUUGCAUGCGGUUACAGAAUGUAAGUACCAAGGCCAUUUCUCAGCUGUUACUGCUUAUCCCAUAUUUAAAACCUAACAAAAUGUGCUUUUAAUAAAAAAAAGAAAUGAAAGUUUAAAGAAAUACAGCUGUUAAACUGUCAGAUUGCGGUAAAGCAGAAGCACAACACGUGACUCUGGAUGUUUAAAUUGCAAUUUUGUUCAUGUUUCUCCAUAUAUCAGAAUAGUCACACCCCUAAAAUCCUUUGUCCCAACCUUUUUUUCAAAUAUAUUGCUGGUAGUGAAUCCAAAAUAACAUCCCCCCCCCCAAAAUAAACCUAUCACAUUAUUUGAUAUAUUGUCAUUAUUUAAUGGCAAUAAUCGCUGCAUUCUGUUUUGAUUUACAUUUUGCACAAUGCCAAGUGGUUUUGGAAAAGGAUGGUGAUUUAUUGUAAUAGCUUUUAACCAUUGAAUCCUAUAGACUUUUCUUUUUACUUAUUUUGAAGUUUACCAUAAAUAUAAAAUAUAUAAGAUCAUACAUUUAAAAAAAAAGUAAGUUGGAGACAAAAAAAGAUGAUCACACAUUUUAACAAUAUAUAUAUGUAUAAAUACUAUCCAGAGUUAGGUUUCCAACCUGACCUGAUCUGAGUUUUAAUAUCUCCCGCAUAUUAACUGUCGAGCAAUUGCUUUGAUUUGCCUUAUUUUAAAAAUAAAAUGAUUAAUGUUAUCAGCACAUAUAUUGAUAGCAAAGGGCAUUGUUUUAAAUAUAAUCCCAUAUUUCUUCUGAUAUUUUACACUGAUCAUUAGGACAACCGAGUGGCCAGUAGUUACAUAAAUAUGUUCCCUAACUCAUUUUCCGUCCCGGUGGUCGGUUAUUUUAGCCUUGAUACUAUUCUUAACAUGCCACCUCUGCAGCCCAGACACUUUCACUGACAGUGAAAACCUGUAAGGCCCUGGUGAUCACGCAUCAGCAGUCACAAAAGCUCCAUCCUCAUAAACUCCUCCCGAGAGAUUUUCAUGUAAUAUAGAGCCGUCCUCCCUGCGCUGUAUAACAAGUAUCUUCUGGCAGAUAGUUCAAAAGCAGUUUCCAAAGCUUCACGAUUUAUUACAUUUAGUGGGCAAGAAAUUCUUUAAUCUGUGCAAAACACUUUCAUGUUUUUGUUUUAAUUUGGGUUUCUGUACAAUCUUAAAACCUGUCGCAUAUCCAGUUUUACAGAGUUUAUAAGAUUCCUCUUUCCACAACAAUGCAACAAUGAUCCAUAAAGUCUUUUGAUUGUAGCUGUAAAAAUAAUUAAGUAAAAUGAUUUUUGUAAUGGAAGAAAUUGAAAUGAUAUGAUCCAUGAAACUGAAUGAAAUUCUUUUGAUCAUUAUACAUGCACAAUACAUAUAAUACGGGAUUACAGUCGUAAGAAGACACAAAGUAUUUAUUCUUUAGUUAAUUACAUUAUUUCAGUGUUAUGCUUUGUUUAGUAUUCAUUAGCAACACCACCUGCCUCUCUACUUUAAGCUUUGUUUACUUAAGGGACAGGAAGCAUCACUACAUUUAUACAAAUCACUGAGGAGGCCUAUAAUUGAAAGCAGCCAUAUAUAUGCUGCAUAAAAAUGGAUUUGAAAGGGUGGCGGAGGCGUCUGCGUCCACUUUUAGUUCAUUCCAUCUUUCAUAACGUCAUUGUUGCAUAGUUUGAAACGGGAUCCAAUUUUGGUCAAAAUUGGAAUAUGUUAUGCUGCAGUCACGCUAAGGAAAACAGUGAUUGGAGACUAAAGCACAACCAAAUCUUGCAGUCUUGUUGCCUUUGAAACGGCUGCUUUAAAGACGGGGAUUGGGUCUGCGACCGGGCAACUUCAAAGCCACUUUGGUGAUAAAAUGACUAUAAGAUAGAGUCAGUCUGCUAUCAGUCUGUGACUGAAUGGGGUCAAGCUGGGAAGUACAUCUAUUUAUGGUCAUAUGGCAAAAACUGGAAAUAUGCUGCCAUCUGCAUUCACAGAAAUUCACAUUGAAUAGAAAUUUGAAUUCGUUACUUAACUUCAGAGUCUAGCCAGAACUUUAUAGACUUAAAACAGAGAUUUAGACCUUUCUCCAUGAAUGGUGACAUAGUUGCUGAAGCACAAAGAUUUAACUGCAGAGUGACACAGGCGCCCAGCAACCAGUACAACCAGAAUACAAGCAGCUAAGUCAAGGACCUUACUGCAAACAGACAGGUCACUGACGAGUUGCAUCAAUUGUUUGGAGACAGGCAACCUGUGCAAUCACCUUGCAGUUGAAAGAGGUCUACAGGAGCCUUAAACCUUAAAUUCCUAGUCACAAGGAGGUUGCUUUCCUGUUUUUACUCUGUGACUGAGACAAUAAUAACUUAACAACAGAUUUUUAGAUGACUUGCUUGUGUUUAUAUGAUUUCUCUCAGUAGUAAUAAACGGCUUCUGAAUGCUAGCUGUAUCAUCUUUUUCUAUGUUUGUCUCUCUGACUGUCGUCAUUAUUCAUCUCUUAGUAUAAUUAUUUUGCAUUCACAUUGCUCGGUUUCCUAGUUUAACCUUCAUGUGCCCUUCCUUGGUGUAGAGUAAAAAAAGAAUAAAGCAAAAAUAAGCCUAAAAUGAGCAGCCUACAGCAGACAGUAAAACAAUGCGUUUUCCUUUUUUGAACGGAUAAAGCCAGACAGAAGCAUAAUUCAUCUGAGCUAAAAAGGUGUCUCUUCAGGUGUCUAAUGUAGCAAACAAAGAAGGCCUUAAAUAAUGUGAAAGGCAGUCUCUCUGUCUCAUUUAGUUCUGUACAGAGAAGCAGCUCAGGUGGAGAAGUAAGUGGAGGAGAAAAAUUUGAUAAAUGGGGGUCAAAAUGGAAACAGCGAUCUGGUUGUUCGUGCGGUGUAAAAGAAGAAAGCCUCUGUUCUGUCUGAAUUUUGAGGUGUAUUAUAACAGCUUGUUCACAUAUAAAUCCAUCUAACACUUUAUGUUUGAGAGGAGUUAUUGUAUAUGGUUAAUAUAUUUUUGGCAAUAUUAUUGUAUCGAAGAUAUCUAUUGAUUUAUUUUUGAAGUUUUUAUGACAAACCAUCACUCCCCUCUUCUAUGUCAUUAUGGUGACUUCAUCUUUUGCCCAAAGCCUGAUUUAUUAGUAGGAUUAUCCACUGCAUGUUUGCUUGAGGAACUGUAAGAGUGUUUCACUCAUGUUGCCAUGAUCUGUAUAAAAAUUGGACCCAACCCAACCAGAUUACAUACAUUACUGUGCCAAACAUGGCAGUUACAGUGGACUGUUUGCUAUUUCUUCUUUAUCAUGCCUGGUUCUUCAAACAUUUCCUGUCUCACCAGUGGUUGAAUAAACUGUAGCUAAUUUGCAUGUUACAGUUAACACUUUAUUUGUUUAUUUUUUUGUCUGAUUUAACAGGCUAUAUUUGUUGUUUAUAUCUCUUGCAUUUUCCGAUUAGCAUGAUUCCCUAUUUUUAUGUUAAAAGGGUUUUUAUCGUACAUGAUUAUUGUCAUAUGGUGGGUUGUGAAAUGCUUUGUAUUGG
Molecule: messenger RNA, 7165 nt
Organism: Pelmatolapia mariae (spotted tilapia)
Lineage: Eukaryota; Metazoa; Chordata; Actinopteri; Cichliformes; Cichlidae
Gene: cpne5b
Product: copine Vb
Exons: 22
Coding region: 285-2018 (577 amino acids)
Biological process (GO): cellular response to calcium ion
Cellular component (GO): plasma membrane
Molecular function (GO): calcium-dependent phospholipid binding
Source: RefSeq, a predicted model, not a curated record